CCUCCCCCCACGGCCGCCACUCACUCGGAUGUAGUUGGCGUUGAUGUAGUCUCCAUCCUCCUGGCUCUGUGCUCGGCCAAGACAGACGCGGCUCUGGGGAUCUAGGACGUGAAAUCAGCAGAGAUCAGAGGGCUACACCCACCGGCAGGAAUUCACUGCCAGCCAGGGGCCAUCAAGAACAUUCUGGAGGACUUCUGGCGGCUGGUGUGGGAGCCGCAGGUCCACGUCGUCGUCACGCUGACCAUGGGCAUGGAGAACGGGACGAGACCUCAGCAUGAACAACCUCACGGUGCUGCAGCCCGGCCUCUUCCACCACCUGCGCUUCCUGGAGGAGCUGCGUCUCUCUGGGAACCAUCUGUCACACAUCCCAGGACAAGCAUUCUCUGGUCUCUACAACCUGAAAAUCCUGAUGCUGCAGAACAACCAGCUGGGAGGGAUCCCCGCCGAAGCGCUGAGGGAGCUGCCGAGCCUGCAAUCCCUGCGCCUGGAUGCCAACCUUAUCUCCCUGGUCCCGGAGAGGAGCUUCGAGGGGCUGUCCUGCCUCCGCCACCUGUGGCUGGACGACAACGCCCUCUCUGAGGUCCCCGUCAGGGCCCUCAACAACCUGCCUGCCCUGCAGGCCGUGACCCUGGCCCUCAAUCACAUCAGCCGUGUCCCUGACUUCGCCUUCCAGAAUCUCACCAGCCUCGUGGUGCUGCAUCUUCAUAACAACCGCAUCCAGCAUCUGGGGACCCACAGCUUCGAGGGGCUGCGCAAUCUGGAGACACUAGACCUCAACCACAACGAGCUGCGGGAGUUCCCGGCUGCCAUCCGGACCCUGGGACGGCUGCAGGAGCUGGGCUUCCAUAACAACAACAUCAAGGCCAUCCCAGAAAAGGCCUUCAUGGGGAACCCUCUGCUGCAGACAGUACACUUUUACGAUAACCCCAUCCAGUCAGUAGGAAGGUCGGCGUUCCAGUGUCUGCCUAAGCUCCACACACUAUCCCUGAAUGGAGCCACAGACAUCCAGGAGUUUCCCGACCUCAAGGGCACAACCAGCCUGGAGACCCUGACCCUGACUCGUGCCGGCAUCCGGAUGCUGCCACCAGGGAUGUGCCAGCAGCUGCCCCGGCUCCGAGUCCUGGAACUGUCUCAUAACCGCAUCGAGGAGCUGCCUGGCCUGCACAGGUGUCAGAAGCUGGAGGAGAUCGGCCUGCAGCACAACCGCAUCUGGGAAGUGGGAGCUGAUACCUUCAGCCAGCUGAGCUCCCUGCGGACCCUGGACCUGAGCUGGAACGCCAUCCGGUCCAUCCACCCAGAGGCCUUCGUGACCCUGCGCUCCCUCAUUAAGCUGGACCUGACAGACAACCAGCUGACCACACUGCCCCUGGCCGGGCUCGGGGGCCUGAUGCAUCUCAAGCUCAGAGGGAACCCAGCGCUGUCUCAGGCCUUCUCCAAGGACAGUUUCCCCAAACUGAGGACCCUGGAGGUGCCCUAUGCCUACCAGUGCUGUGCCUACGGCGUCUGUGCCAGCUUCUUCAAGGGCUCUGGGCAGUGGCAGGCAGAGGACGGGGAGGCCCCGAAGAGGCCCCUGGGCCUUCUGGCCGGAAGAGCCGAGAACCACUAUGACCUGGACCUGGACGAGCUCCAGCUGGAGAUGGAGGACACAAAGCCACACCCCAGUGUCCAGUGCAGCCCUACUCCAGGCCCCUUCAAGCCCUGCCAGCACCUGUUUGAGAGCUGGGCCAUCCGCCUGGCUGUGUGGGCCAUUGUGCUGCUGUCCACGCUCUGUAACGGGCUGGUGCUUCUCAGCGUGUUUGCCGCCGGGCCUGGCCCCCUGCCCCCCGUCAAGUUUGUGGUGGGUGCCAUCGCAGGCGCCAACACCGUGACCGGCAUCUCCUGUGGCCUGCUAGCAUCCGUGGACGCCUUGACCUUCGGCCAGUUUGCUGAGUACGGGGCCCGCUGGGAGACGGGGCUGGGGUGCCGGGCCACGGGCUUCCUGGCUGUGCUGGGCUCCGAGGCCUCGGUGCUGCUGCUGGCUCUGGCCGCUGUGCAGUGCAGCGUCUCGGCGUCCUGCGUCCAGGCCUACGGCAAGGCCCCCUCCCUGGGCAGCGUGCGAGCAGGGGCCCUGGGCUGCCUGGCGCUGGCCGGGCUGGCCGCAGCCCUGCCUCUGGCCUCGGUGGGGGAAUAUGGGGCCUCCCCACUCUGCCUGCCCUACACCCCGCCCGAGGGCCAGCCAGCAGCCCUGGGCUUUGCCGUGGCGCUGGUGAUGAUGAACUCGUCCUGCUUCCUGGUCGUGGCCGGCGCUUACAUCAAACUCUUCUGCGGCCUGCCGCGGGGCGAGCUGGGGUCUGGGUGGGACCGUGCCCUGGUGAGGCACGUGGCCGGGCUCGUCCUUGCCGACGGGCUGCUCUACUGCCCCGUGGCCUUUCUCAGCUUUGCCUCGGUGCUCGGCCUCUUCCCCGUCACCCCUGAGGCCGUCAAGUCCGUGCUCCUGGUGGUGUUACCCCUGCCGGCCUGCCUCAACCCCCUGCUCUACCUGUUCUUCAGCCCCCACUCCCGGGAGGACCUGCGGCGGCUGUGCAUGGGGGCCCCGGGGCCCCUGGCCCGUGCGGCUGCCAGCGAGCUGGAGAAGAGCUCCUGCGACUCCACACAGGCCCUAGUGGCCUUAUCCGAUGUGGAUCUCAUUCUGGAAGCUUCUGAAACUGGGCGGCCCCCUGGACUAGACACCUAUGGCUUUCCCGCAGUGACCCUCAUCUGUCAGCAGCCAGGGGCCCCCAGGUUGGAGGGCAGCCACUCUGUAGAGCCAGAGGGGACGCACUUUGGGAACCCACAACCUUUCACGGAUGGAGAACUACUGCCGAGGGCGGAGGGAGCUGCUACGGCCCGUGGGGGCCUGUCAACCAGUAGGAGCGUCCAGCCCUGGGGCUCAGCCCUCGCCUCACACUUAUAAACGUCCCUCCCCGUUCUUCGCUUCUCUCUCCCCUCCAUGAAUGAUGGCUGCUUGUCAAAUGAAUUUAACCCAAACUCAGCAGCGGGUCCGUAGCAGGGUGGCCCAGGCCCGUCUGCACUGGUCUCCGCUGUCCGUGGCCAUCACCAGGGUGCUUCCGGCCUGGUGUCCUCUGGGCCUCUUCCCGGUCAUGUCUGAAGCUGUGGGCCAGAGGGCUGCAAAUCUGCCUGACACGGUGACGGGCAGUGGGGACUGAGCAUGCAGGCGCAGGGAAUGACGGGCAGCAGCACCGACGAGAGGACCGGCCGCCACGGGCAUCUGGGCAUCUGCCCCGUGACUGGGGGCACAACAUGUGUUGGUGUCCAUUAGCCCUGAGAUGUGCUGUGCCAAAAGACUGCGUAUUAAAACGAGUUUGGGAAGACAUGACACCCACCACGGCCCUUUCUUCCAGACUCAAGUGCAUUGUCGUGUAGGGAAGGCUCGGAGUAUUCCUGCAGCAGUAAAAUUGUUGGCCUGUGUUUAACCCACUUCCCCAAAUUAUUUAACGACAGGUUUUGUUAGCCUGUUGGUUUCCGUGGAAUAUCUCAGAACGUGUCCCAGAGUUCCCGCUCCCACACCGGCCUCGUCUCUGUACUGCCUGGAACUGCCCAGUGACCCCAAACGUGGCACCCGUCCUUGAAGGCCCUGAGCCCAGCUUGAGCUGGGUAAAGUGGGUGAGUCAUCAACCAGAAGAGACUGCACACUCUGCUGCCCUUCCCUGGGAAGGUGGGGACAAGCCUGUCCUGGUGGGACCAGCCUCGGCCCCCAGCGCCAGGGCAGGGAGCAAGGGGUCCCACAUGUGCCCCCUCUGCCCCCCAAGCCCAGCCGCCGGAGACACUUCUGCCCUCGGUAAGGGGGGGCUCCCAGCUCCUGGCAGAUGUGCACAGGCGAGCCUGUGGCUGGCUGUCUGGCUUCCCUCUGGCCCUGUUUUGUGUUCCUGUUUGUCCCUCACGUGCCACAUCUUGCCAAAGCCUAAAUGUUGGAACAGCCGCUGCUGUUGUGAGGUGGGAUGCUGGACUCAGCCAGGUCUUGUUUGGGCCCAGAGUAGCAGCUUGUGCAUGGCCUUGACGUAACCACUCUGCUUCAUCAUCAGUAAAACGGGGGUGAUGGCAGUGCCUAAACUCUGCAGGUUCUGGAACCCCCGGAAGAGAGUUGUCAUGUAAAGAGCCUCGCUUGGUGCCUGGCGCAUGAGGACUUGGGAAAUGUUAGCUGCUCUUGUUAUUACUCACCCAGCUCCACACAGACAGCCGUCUGGGGGCCAGCUCAGCUUGAGGAGGAAACGGAAGGGUCCUGGGAGCUACUCCUGAGAGGAAGGCAGGCCCCCGGGCGGGGAGCCUGGCAGCAAGGCUGUGGUUCAUGGGGACGUUGCUGAGCUAUGAAGGGACGGCAGGCCCUGAGGGCGGACCCCUCCCGGUCACCUUCUGAGGUCAGUGGGGGAAAGCAGAAUGCUCCCCAGAAGGGAGCACCACCUGAUCAUGUCCAGGUGGUCCCUCAAACAUAACUCUCAGGUCUGGACAGAACCAGAGGAAGUCGCCUCUGCUGGGAGGUUUGGGGAAAGAUGCCUCCGCAGGCCAUCUUGGAAGCACCGACUUGCAACGUCCUGGUUGAAGGAUGAGGCAAUGGAAGGAAGGGGUCGUGGUCUAGGAGGGCGGGUCACCUGUCAGCCCUGAUGGAAACUGAGAGUGGGAGAGUGGGCUGGGUGCUCUCAGGGGCCCUCGGCAGGAGCCAGGGGCGACUUGCCAAGAAGCAAGAAGAACGUGGGGUGGGUUGUUUCUGGGUAGACUGCGUCUGUGCUCAUUCCCCAGCCUGCCCUGGCCUCACAGGCAGCCCUGGGCAGGACUCCGAGUGGCCCUGCCGGCACCAGCCGGGGGACAGGUUCUGAAGCCACAGCCCCACCCCGCUCCCAGUGCUUGCGUCCCUCAGGCUGCCCCAACCUAAACAAGACAACCUGGGAAGGGGCCGCCUGCUGAUGGAAAAAUACACACUUGGCUGGAAAAGGAGCUUUAUUUGUAUGUGUUGAAUUCCCACAGCAGCCGAGGGAUAAAUAGCUGGCCCAGCCUAGCUCAGAGACUGCCCACGAGGUGGGUGGCAAAAUCUGUUCUGAUUUAGAUCGCUUUGGGGGAGCAGUGGGGAGGGGCAGGGGCUGCAGGAGAGGGGAGCUUGGAAUCUGCAGAGUUUAUGUGACCAGUCACGUAUGUCAUCUCUCUCUAAUUAGGGGUUUGGAGCUGAGGUGGGGCUCAGCUCGCCUGUCCUGGAACAGAGCCGAGUGGCGAGCAGGCACGGGGCAGGGCAGGCCCCACCCCUGUCCCCUGCUGCAACUCAGGGACACCAGCCCUGUGCUGGGUUUCGCAUGCGUCAUCUCAGCAGUGCUCACACAGCCGUCUGUUAGCUGUGUCAUCACCCGCGUGUUAUGGGACGAGCCCGGGGUGGCACACAGUCGGCAACCCUGAGUCCAUGCCGUCAGCCCUGCCACCAUUCCUCAGGCGGGGAGUAGGGACCCGGGCUCUUCUCAGCCUUUCCCUCACUGGCGUUCUCCAGCAGGAGUCCUCGCACUGGUUGAGUCGGGUGGACGGAUGGCUUCGAGUAACUUGCACUUAGAGUCCCUGCAGUCAGACGCUUUUUCAGAUGGCUGCCGUGCUGAGUGACGUCCAUCCUGGCUGGGGGCCAGGGUGCCCGGGACUCCUGUCUCCUCAGAAGGGACAGGAGCCUCCGGGCCAGCUGAUUUGAGCUGAGACUGUCAGUUAGUAUAGGAGGCAGGGGGACGGCAUAUGUGCAAGUGCUGAGGCAGCAACAGCUGCGUGUGUUCUGGAGCCCGCAUCGGUCCAUGUGCCUGU
Messenger RNA from Rhinolophus ferrumequinum (greater horseshoe bat), 5802 nucleotides. RefSeq names its product leucine rich repeat containing G protein-coupled receptor 6 (gene LGR6). The record is from RefSeq and is a predicted model, not a curated record. Gene Ontology annotation, cellular component: membrane. The transcript is spliced from 19 exons. Gene Ontology annotation, molecular function: protein binding; protein-hormone receptor activity. Gene Ontology annotation, biological process: G protein-coupled receptor signaling pathway. NCBI's taxonomy places the organism in Eukaryota, Metazoa, Chordata, Mammalia, Chiroptera, Rhinolophidae. Bases 275 to 2932 code for a protein of 885 amino acids.